GGCGCGGCACGGACAUCAUCCCGGCAACUGGAGACAUAACGGGGGCUAGAGGCUUGACGCGGGGACGGCGACGGGGAGACAGACCACCCUGCGGAGCGGAGCAAGGCCUCAACAACAGCAUCAGCAGCAUCGUUUACUUUUUUUCUUCUUUUUUUUUUUCUGCACGAGACUAGGACGGGGGAGUGCGCCCACCGUGUUGCGGGUGUAUGUGCGUGCAUUUGUCUCCCGGUUUGGAUCACGAUGAUGCAAAGUGCGGCGGUCCUACCGACAGAGAGUCCCGUGAAGAGUUUACCGGAGAUCCUCGGAGUGCCACUGCAACAGAUCCCUCAGUGCGCCGGCUGUAGUCAGCACAUCCUGGACAAGUUCAUCCUGAAGGUGCUGGACAGACACUGGCACUCCAAGUGCCUCAAGUGCGCCGACUGUCAGACUCCGCUGGCGGACAAAUGCUUCUCUCGGGCAGGAGGCGUCUACUGCAAGGAGGAUUUCUUCAAGCGUUUUGGAACAAAAUGUGCAUCAUGCCAACAGGGGAUCCCGCCGACGCAGGUUGUGAGGAAGGCGCAGGACUUUGUGUAUCACCUGCACUGCUUCGCCUGCAUCAUGUGCAGCCGACAGCUGGCCACCGGGGACGAGUUCUACCUCAUGGAGGAUGGGAGGCUGGUUUGCAAGGUGGAUUAUGAGACAGCAAAACAAAACGAUGAUUCCGAGGCGGGGACCAAGCGGCCAAGGACCACCAUCACCGCAAAACAGCUGGAGACCCUCAAAAGUGCCUACAAAAAUUCGCCGAAGCCAGCACGCCACGUCAGAGAGCAGCUUUCCUCGGAGACGGGACUGGACAUGAGAGUAGUGCAGGUUUGGUUCCAGAACCGACGAGCAAAGGAAAAGCGUCUGAAGAAAGAUGCAGGUCGACAUCGCUGGACUCAGUUUUAUAAAAGUGUCAAGCGCAGUCGAGGAGGAGCUAAAGUGGAGAAGGAAAGCUCAGCCGACGACGCAGGACUCAGUGACAGCGAACUGAGCUUCAGAGACGACCAGGUCCUGUCCGAUCUCGGCCACACCAACGGGCUUUACGGGAGCGUCGGGGACGUGACCAACAGCGCAGUGCUCAACGGUGGCUUCUCUGUCGACGCCACGGGCCAGCCUUACCACGACAUCCGGGCGGGAAGCCCGUACGGCCUCCCCCAGUCACCUUCCUCCAUCACCUCCUUGUCCAGCCACACCCCUCUCCUCAACAACCUGGGCUUCAACAUGGACAGUCUGGUGGCGCAGGGGGGCGCAGGCGGGGUGGGACAGGCCCUGAGGGCCAUGGCAGGGGGCCCCACCUCAGACCUCUCCACAGGCAGCAGUACGGGAUACCCCGACUUCCCCACCAGCCCCGCCUCAUGGCUGGACGAGAUGGACCAUUCCCAGUUUUGAGUCUCGGUCGCGGUAGACCAUUGCUGUGGUUAUGUGACAAAAACAGACUCACAAGGCUUUUUACAUUUCUUUCUUUCACCCUCCAAGAUGCUGGGUGAAGAGCAGAAGGAAAAGAACGAGUGUGACUCUCAGUCGCUCCGCAGCGAGGUAACAGCCCGGGUCGACUCGUGUAGUCCGGAGGAAAGCAGUGAAGAACACGUCCACACUACUGAAUGUUCAGCCUCAACACUGUAUCAUACAACGUUUGUUAUCGCCUGACUUUGUUUUGUUCUUUCACUCUCUGAAAACGGGAAUGGAUUUCCAAUAUGUCGGUGGAUUACGUUCACAGGGGAGGUAAUAUUGUCUCGACCCCCAAAAUAACCCCCCCCCCCCCCCGUCCAACCGCUACAACAUUAGGGUCAAAUCCAGAUCAGAGUCCCUGCGAGACCCGGGAGGCACCUGCAUGCUUCUGAUUCACGAGUAGAAAUGAGUAGGACUGCUGUCGGGCCACAUCAAAGCCUUUACAUUGGCAAUGCACUUUAUUCUCCUCUUCUUUUUCUACACACGUGGACAGGAAUGCAGAAAAGAGAAAGAGAGGAAAAAAGGGGAGAGACAUAUGCACAAGGCAAAAACACAGUGUUUCAUUGGGAGAGAAAUUUACAAGAAAAGUGGCACAAGUGUGAAUUUUGAACCAUGCUGAUGUUUUUUAAUGUAGUGCUGGAGCUUACGAGAUAUUAGGAAGUAGAUGGUCCGUCCGUCCGUCCGUCCAUUGAAGCUGACGUCUCCUCUGUUUGACUGAGGGCGUACACUGUUGGCUACACAGCAGGUCUCUCUUCUAUAUUUAUAGGUGCUUGACUUGUCCUCGUCUGUGUAAAAGCUGUCUGAGAGCGGACGUCUGUCGGUGUUAAAUUAUCUGUUUCCAAACUCGACAGGAAUCAAAGUGUUGGAGGACGAGUCAAGUUGUUUAGGGGUUUGGAGAAAUUUUAGCCGUAUAUCACACAUCUAAAUUAUUAAUUUAUUCUUUUGAAUGCACAGAUGUAUAACAAGGGGAGACAGAGUCCUUUACAGAUAUUAUUGAACUAAUUAAAUGGUUACACAAAUAUUCAUUCAGAACGCCAACAAGUAUUAGGAGGAACAAAACAAUCUCUGUGUGAGCUCUUCUGUUUUGUCAAUCUGACCCAGGCUUCUCUUGCUAAUCUACUCAGUCCUGCAGAGCUCUAGCUUUGCCUGCUAUCAACCUACUUACUGACCCCAGAUGUGUUGUCAGUCUGUUCUGUUCUCCUGCUGCCUGGCCUCCAUGUCAGAGGGAUUACCAGCCCCCCGACCCCCCACCCCCCACGGCAUCCAGUGUCGACACUCGGCUGUCACAUCAGUGCUGGUGUGUUUCUCACACAUCAGCUGCAUCUUUAAGUCCCAUGGCAACACAGGACAAAAAGUCCAUUCCCUGUUUGUGAUUCUCCUGAAAUUAAAAAAAAGGGGUUUGAUCUGAAAUGUUGACCGUCAUAAAACCAGUGGCUAUUUUGACCCGAGGGAAGGUUCACCCGAAUCUUCACUCUUUCUCUUUUUAAGACGAGAAGUCUAAAUCUAUUUGGUCACAUUUCCCUGAAAAGGUCCUUUUUCUACCAGAGCAUCCCACUUAAGAGCUAGGAAGAGAAUGAACAAACAGAAAGCAACACCACUAAGACAAUUUUUAAAAACUGUGGAUUACUGCCAACAAUUUACAGUGCAAUUACUUACUCAAUCUGUGGUAUCAAUGAAAGACACUAGGGCUAAUAUGUAAGUACAGGGUAAGAAGAUGGGAUUGGGGAAUAGAGAGGUAUAAACUUUAAGAUGGACUUAAAUGACAAUGCAGUAAUUGAAGUAGUAAUUUAGGAAGUCAUUAUUUAAUUACUAUGUAUCUAUUCUAAUAAUUGCAGAGUACAGUAAUUUUAUUACUAGAUAAUAAAGCAAAACAGUGUUGCUAUUUCACAUAUUUGAUAUUGGUUAUGGUAUGAUUUAUUCUAAAAUAAUAAUAUGCUUAAAAUUAAAAUGACUCUGGGAAAUGGCCGUGUAAAAUGGUUUUAAGUGUGAAGUGCAGUUUACAUUAUUAUGUAGCUGGGUUUCAAAACAUAAUUGUUUUUCAUAACUCAACUGUUGCCAUACAAGCUUAGACUGUUAUUCUCCUGUAUGUACUCUGUCAUUAUGCAAUAUAGUCCAGGAAAAGAAGUACUUAGUAUAAUUCACUUCUACAUCCCCCUGUACUUACCAGUAGAUACCCAGUAAGAAUAUCAUUGGUACCAUUUAUAAACAACAUAUUGACAUUGUAAAUUGCAGGCUGUAAUUCAUAAGUGUUAAAUGGAAAUCCUGUACAAACACAAUUGUAGCCACUACAAUUUUGUUAAGUCUGUGUUGCCUCAGAAGUUUGCAUCUUAAUUGUUGUAAAUUUUGUACAGUUUGAAAAACGUGUUGAUCGUCUUGUUUCAUGAGCGCUAUUUAUUAUUGCCAUGUGUCUUUGAAAAAGAUGUAAAAGAGAGCACUGAAUUUAUUCAUUUAUGCCUUCUGUGUAAUGGUAUGAACUGUGUACAGUCAAAUCUAUAUGAGGAAAAUAAAGCUGAAUUGUCUUUGGGUUA
Messenger RNA from Scophthalmus maximus (turbot), 3998 nucleotides. RefSeq names its product LIM homeobox 4 (gene lhx4). Lineage: Eukaryota; Metazoa; Chordata; Actinopteri; Pleuronectiformes; Scophthalmidae. The transcript is spliced from 6 exons. Gene Ontology annotation, cellular component: nucleus. Gene Ontology annotation, biological process: regulation of transcription by RNA polymerase II; neuron differentiation. The coding region runs from base 241 to 1410 and encodes 389 amino acids. The record is from RefSeq and is a predicted model, not a curated record. Gene Ontology annotation, molecular function: DNA-binding transcription factor activity, RNA polymerase II-specific; RNA polymerase II transcription regulatory region sequence-specific DNA binding.